AUGGGACAAAUUGCAAGUGAUAAGCUUGAAUUUAAUUCCAACUCCUCGGAUCUUUCAUGGCAAGGCAUGUUUCGAUCAGCUUCCUUUCGAAAGCCUGGUAAUAAGCUUGAAUAUAAUUCCGGGUCCUCGGGGUCGGACCUCUCAUGGCAGGACAUGUUCCGAUCAGCUUCUUUUCGAAUGCCGAGCUCAAACCUUCCGAAAGACCUCAUGACACUCCGUUCUGUUUCUUUCCGGUUACCAGCCGGUUCGUGCCACGAGAGUUACAGUCCAAUGCAGCUAAGUCCAGCUGGUGGGAAUGCACAAUCAAGCCACAACACUGGCUCUGAUAAUCAUCAGAUGAAAGAGAAGGUAAGCAAUGAUUCAGUCACUCAAAACACUUAUCCAACUAAUCCAAUGGUUGUGGUUGUGAUAGAUUAG
Molecule: messenger RNA, 417 nt
Organism: Ilex paraguariensis (yerba mate)
Lineage: Eukaryota; Viridiplantae; Streptophyta; Magnoliopsida; Aquifoliales; Aquifoliaceae
Source: the annotation of a GenBank genome assembly